This is a messenger RNA of Perkinsus marinus ATCC 50983, 1230 nucleotides long. RefSeq lists its product as hypothetical. Gene Ontology annotation, molecular function: 2-oxoglutarate-dependent dioxygenase activity. The record is from RefSeq and is a predicted model, not a curated record. The coding region runs from base 706 to 1230 and encodes 174 amino acids. The transcript has a single exon. Lineage: Eukaryota; Perkinsozoa; Perkinsida; Perkinsidae.
AUUGCGAAUCGGUGAGGAGACCGGGGCUGUCGAGUCGACGGUUUUACUCAAAAACCACCGCAUGCCAUUGCAAUUUAUGUGAUCGGAAAUGUGAGGUUGUCACUCUUGAUGCACAUCGUGGAGCACUUCGAUCCUUCGCUGUUUUGGAAAACGCGACGAUUCCAACAUGAAAUCUAUGGAAUUGAGACGUGGCCCUCCUCACGUGUUGAGUGCAAUGUCUAUUAACUCUCCCGAGUGGCAUAACAACUCUGUUUAUCUCUCUGCUAGUAAUUUGCCCAUUGAGAUAAUACUACACUAGAUAUAAUAGCAGGGAACGCCUUAUGAGGCUGCAGCCUGAUUGUACUCAAUCGAAGUAGACUUUCUUCGCCCGAGAGAGACACAUCGUGUGCUACGGGGAUGAGAGAGCGAUAACCAGCAUCUCCUCAGUUGAUGAUGCCGUACUGAAGGCACCAUGCUCGUUGAUAUACCAACACUAUGCGCCGACAGAUUGUCAGCAAAACAAUUGUCCAAUUUCGCAGCGACUAGCACGCCUGUUAUCGUCAAGGGUCUUCGGAUGCCUCAUAUCGAUCUUCUUGCGAUACUUCAACUCGAAGCAAGUAUGUAUUGACGUGUAUAGUAGUCGUCUCAGCGAUUCACUCAGUAGGCAACAAGACGGUUUCGGUCGCUCCACUUCAAGCGAACAAAACUGACAAAUGGUUGGAACAGAUGCGAGAUUGGGUUGCCGGCCCAGUGGAAACCGAUGCCGUCGUACUUGCUGUUUCGGGACGAAGAGUGAGGAUUUCCCUUUCUGACUUUAUUGCUAACAUCGAUCACUUUUAUGCUGACGGCGCUGGCAAUGGUUCUAAGUCUUGGAAAUUCCUGGCUGACUACAUAGGCCGUCGCUGCGAUCUGGGGAGAAUAGACGCUAUGCUUGACGGCCCGUUGGAGAGACACAUUUGGCUUGGCCCUUCUUCGACUGUUAGUCGGCUGCAUUAUGAUGCUGUUGAUACGCUUUUCUGCCAAGUAGAAGGACGGAAAAAGUUCAAGAUUCUACCCCCGGAAAAGUUCGAUUUCCUCGUUCCCCAAGACAGUACCCCUCUGUUGAAGUCAUACUAUGAUUGGGAUGGGAGUAGUCUAUCUGGUUUGAAGUUCACUCGAGGGGAGAUUUCAAGAGAAGUCGUUUGGAACUACAGCCGGUUUGACAUCGAUGAUGGUUGCGACGUUGAAUUGAACCCUGGCGAUACGUUGUAG